Messenger RNA from Stylonychia lemnae, 1191 nucleotides. The record is from the annotation of a GenBank genome assembly. Lineage: Eukaryota; Ciliophora; Spirotrichea; Sporadotrichida; Oxytrichidae.
AUGAAUUUUAAAUAAAUCGAUUAGCAAACUUAAAGUCCCGUUGGUUUAGAGGGAUUUGAAAAUAGACCUGCGUUCAAUAGUUGUGGUCAAACGCUACUUCCAUCAAAGUAGCAUAAAGUAUAAAUUUAGGGCCACAGAGGAGGUUUCAAGCCAGAAAAUACAAUGGCAAGUUUUCAAUAAGCUGUUUAGCAUGGGAUUGAUGCAAUUGAGCUAGAUGUUUGGAUGACCAGAGACAAUCAUCUUAUAAUAAUUCAUGGUGGAGAUAACGGAGAAUUAAAUCAUCACUUUGAUUUACCUCAAAUCGAGUACAUUUUUGAAAAAAGUUAUGAAGAGAUGCAAGGUUAUGACGUCGGUGAUGGAUAUAGAGUACCUACAUUAGCCCAGGUGUUUGACCUAAUAAAUAAGUAAAUGCUUGUUAAUAUCGAAGUAAAAGCACCUCAUGAGGAUGAAGUGAAAGCAAAGUAUGAUUUUAAGAAGUGCAUCUCUUAAGUAUACGAACUAAUAAAAAAUUAUGACGCAUUUACUCACUACACGGUGUCCUCAUUUGACGGUGAUAUAUUAUCAGAGCUCGAGGCUUUGAAUCAAUUGAACUAAGUUGAGGUCAGAUAUUUUCAAUUAUACAACUUUUAUGAGCACUAUGAACUUCCUGAUCCAGCACUUUACACUAAAUAUGGUCAUGGAAUCAACAUAUCCUCAACUAAAUUAAACAAAGAAGUUAUUAGAAACUGCCAUAAUAAAGGCAAAUUGGUUGGAGUGUGGGUGAAUAAAGAGGCAUUUGUUGAAGAUGAUAAAUUCUAUGAAUAUGCGAUAUAUCUUGAAGUUGAUUUUAUUUGCACAGAUUAUCCCUUGGAAGCAAUUAAAAUCAGAGAGAAGGUUCAAAAUUAAUAAUAGUUGUCAUCUCACUCAUUAGAAAGUUUCUCAUCAUUCAAAAUUCUAUCCAGGUAAAAUAAAUUUAUCCAUUUUACUCUAAAUAGCAACGAAAAUAAGUUGAACUUAUUCUAAACUGAUGGUCAAAAUGAUGGAAUGAGCAGUGCAAAUACUUAAUUUUCAGACUCAGAGAAAUCAGGGUUUAACAGUGACAAUGUUUAAUUCAAACUUGAUCUUGAGGAUAAUCAAAAAUACUUCGAUGAGGAAAAUGUAAAUCCUAUUGCUAAAAUAGCUAGCAACUAGGAGAUUUAAGUUUCUCAAUGA